Messenger RNA from Mya arenaria, 378 nucleotides. Its product is annotated as ninjurin-1-like. The record is from RefSeq and is a predicted model, not a curated record. Gene Ontology annotation, cellular component: membrane. The transcript has 3 exons. Lineage: Eukaryota; Metazoa; Mollusca; Bivalvia; Myida; Myidae. Gene Ontology annotation, biological process: tissue regeneration; cell adhesion. The coding region runs from base 1 to 378 and encodes 125 amino acids.
AUGGGAGGGCCCAGGUGGAAGCCGGCUGACGGCAACUCCUCAUUAGGCUUCAGCAGCUACAACACCAAGAAGAUCCUGGCGGAGGGCCUCCUGGAUAUUGGGCUUCUAGUUGCAAAUGCAACCCAAUUGAUGUCCCUUCUUAGUAUUGGAUCCGCCGCGGAUUUUUAUUACCCAAACCUGGUGCUCAUCAGUCUUUCUGUAACACUUCAGAUGGCGACAGGAGCUUUGCUGCUUGUCCUUGGAGGUAUGGAAUACAAGCAUUUAGAGGGAAGACGUAGCGCCAACCGUCUCAAUAACAUCAUCGUCGGCUUCGUAUUUGCCAUCACGGUGAUAAAUGUGUUGGUUGCUGCAUUUGGGAUUAAAAUGCCAGAAAACUGA